Molecule: messenger RNA, 4045 nt
Organism: Caenorhabditis auriculariae
Lineage: Eukaryota; Metazoa; Nematoda; Chromadorea; Rhabditida; Rhabditidae
Source: the annotation of a GenBank genome assembly
AUGGGCAUUCCGAUGUGGCUUAUGAAGAUCCGAUUCCUCAAAUGGAGGUUCGUUCCAACCUUGGAUUUUCGCCUUUUUAGCCUUGUAAUAAUUUGAUGAAAUAUUUGAUGUUUGAGUGAGGCAGUGCGCAAAAAGAGAGAUUCAGAGGACUGUUAAAAAAUUUAAUGUGAAGAUAUAGUCUGUGUGCCACGACUUUAAACUUCACCGAACGACAUUCCACUGUUCCGCUGCGUCGCGAAGCGUCUUUGCGAGCCUCGGUUUCUCUCUAAAUUAGUUCUCAUUUCUGAUAGAUGGACUGUUCCACUAGGAACACGUGCUGGUCGAGUUCUUAAAUAAAAUUGAAUUUUAAAUGCGCACAAAGGCACGCAGCGGAACAGCAAAAUGUCGUUCGGUGAAACUCCAAGUCGUGGUACACAGACUAUAACGGUAGUUAGGAAAGUAUAUAGUAAGCUCCAAUUUUGAAUAUCAAGUGAAUGACGUCAUUCUAAAGCCCUCUGUGGAUGGCUCGCUCUUCGAUUGGUUUGCCAUUAGGGGCGGAGCUUGAACCAGAACUUAUCAUAAUCCGAACAGACUAUAGACUGUAGGAAUUUGGGAGACACAGAGUGCAGAAUAGCUUCAUCUUCAUCAGAAAUUAAUAGACUCUUAUUCAGCAUUUUCGCUGAAUAUGAGAAUAUUUUUUCAAAAAUCCGUCUCGUCCUCGUUUUCAGAUUGACACCAUCUUUUUUUAAAUCUUGAAUGAUGUCAUCAGUUUCACUGGUGACGUCAUUUUUAAUCUCUAUUACCCUGAAAAUAUUUCCUUACGUUCGUUCUACUCACAGAUGUUUAUCUGCAAUGUAAAAUCCAUAUGGCCUCAUUUUUGAACUUUCAUGACAGUCAUUAAGCCUGAAUGAAACUUUUUAAUUCAUCUAGAACUGCUAAAAACUCUAGUGGCCACUUAAGAGCUUCUCUCAAGGACUACUUAAAGAAGACACUAAAGCGGCCACUGAAAUCACUUCCAUAGAAGCCACUAUUUACGACUUAGUGGCCACUAAAGUAUUUUCUAGAUCUACCACUUAGACUCCUAAAAAGGCCAAGGAUUUUUUUCACUCACUAGUAUAACUACUAUAGUGACCACUGAAACGUCAAAACCCUUUUUCAGAAUAAUGAAAAACCUAUUGUCGCCUUGAUUGUAAGCCCUUUUACCUCAAUGAAAAUCAGGUAAUUACAAAACCUUCUUUUUAUCUUUUCAAGGUACGACAAAAUAGCCGCACCGACACGCCUAAUAUUGGACUUUGUUGGGAAACACAUUGAUAACAAGUUAGUUUAUAUAUUGAAAUCAACAUAGAAAAUAACUUUUGCUAGGCUAAAAGAAGUCGAAAAUGGGAAUAUUGAGCUAACGGAGGAAGGGAAUGAUUUCGUCGAGGCCUACCUUUGGCGAAUGAAAAAGGACCAGAAAGACGGGGUCGAGGGCUCUUUUGAGUAGGUUUUGGUUCGAAAUUCAGAAAUGAUUCUGAAUUUUUCAGCCUGUUCGGCUUGAAAGUCGAUUUAUUGGACUUGUGGCUGGCUGGCCAGGAAACAACCUCAACCACUUUGAUGUGGGCGGUUAUUCUGCUGCUCAACAAUCCUGAGGUGGGGCUUGUCGUGGACGCAUUUGGAAUGGCUCUAGGCGUUGCGGUUCAUAUAGUCCGUCCAUACGACUUCACAGUUUUCGCGUGUCUGAGUCUCUCUGUUCCCUCACCGGCGAGGUCAGAGAAACACGAAAAUAGUACGACAAUAAGAGAGGGUCAUCGAGAGACGAGGAGGGCGCAGAGAAGUCUCGCCCCUUCAAGUAGCGAAAAACGGACUAUAGCUUUCUUCAACACUUUUGGAUGACUUUUAGCGCAAGUCGUUUGUGGUCCGUUGCGUCUGACGCUAGAGCUUCGCACCCGUUGGCCAUUCCACCUGCGAUUUUGAACAGUUUUCAGAAAACAUCGCUUUUUCAGGUCCAAGAACAAGUCCUAGAGGUAGAGACCGCAGAGCCACGCCCCUUUUUGCGAUGGUGAAAUGCACUGGUUUUUUAGAUUUCGUGUUUGAUGUUUUCGUAAAAGCGCAAUACUGAAUCAAACACAGAGAAAUUUGAUGGAAACAUAGAGAAAACCUUCCUCUUCAAUCUCAUAUACUUUUCACCCGAUUUUCAAAGCGUUUUUGCGGAGUGUCGUACAAAAAACCAAAACUACUUUUUUUCUUCGGGUUUUUAACCUAGUUCCAUGUCGUUGGCGCUUUUUUUUUAUUUUCGAAUUCGAUUCUUAAGUGAAAAACAAAUCUUUUAAGACAAAAAAAUUAAAAUUUUUACGGUGCCUAAUCUUCGUGAGGCCGCGCAAAGUUGAAAAAUGUUGUACUCGCUUUCGAGAGCGUGUAAGUAAAAAAAUUUUUUUAUUUUAACUUGUGGAUUAAAUUGUAACUAAAAUUUUAUUAAUAUAAAACUUAUUCCGAAAAACUUUUUUUCUGAGAAAAAAAUAGACAGUGAAAAAUUUCGAAAUUUAUUUUAACAUGGUCAGAUGUCGUUGGCGCUUUUUUUAUUUUUUUUAAAUAUCAGCGUAUUUCAAUUUUUCAAUCAAUUAAAAAAAUAAAAUAAAAAAAUUUUAGCGGUGCCUAAAAGUUUAAUUAUUGUUAACUUGAAGCCAACGUUUAAAAAUAACAAAAAAACGCCGAAAACGAGAGCAUUUUUGAACUGAAUCUCUAUGAAUAAAUUAUUUUUUUAGGUGGUCCGAACACACGUGACUAAUAAUUGUUCAACUAUCAUAACUUUUUUUUAAACAAGAUAGUCGGUAAAUGCUGUACUUUGAGGUGAAGUGCUGUAUAGCGCGAACGCCUCCCAUCUCCGAGGGAUGCACGUGGAGCAGCUUGCAUACAGUUUUGAUAUCGCGAGUUCGAUCCUCGCAGCGGCCAUUUUUUUAAUUUUUCAUGAAAAAUAGCUUUUCUCUUCAAACUUGUGGUUUUAUACUGUUUUUAUAACUAAUUAUAACUUUGAAAACCGAACUAAAUUACUAAAAAAUUUAAAUCCGACAUGAAAAACAAAAUGAACGACCAAAAAGUGUAAAAAUCUAAACUUUCAGUACUAAAUUUCGCGACUUUUUUCACUACUGUUUUGACCAUAACUUUUUCUCAACCUUUUUCGAAAAAAACUAAACUGUUUUGAAUAGUAAAUUAGAGCAGCUAUCCAACCAUAGUAAUAUUGAUGUUCGAAAAAUUUUUUGAAAAUUCGUCUGCGGUCCCUACCUAGAGGAGCUAUUGAAAAUCACAGAAAAUGUAAAUCGCGACAUUUCCUUGAAUGAUGGAGAAUCAACAAGGAGGUAAUAUUUUUUUUUUUGAAUAAGUCUUAUUGAAACGCUGUAUCCGACCUUCACGGUUUAAAAGAGUAGAAAACGGUAAAUAGCUCAUCGCGCAAGCCACAAAGAGUGGGGACACUUGAAACCGAUUCUCAGGCCGCUCAGAAUAGUCUCUGACUUGGCUUCAGAAAAAUGAGCAGUCGAAGUGUUAGCCAUAGUUUGACAAGCGAUGACCUGCAUUGGGAAUGGCUCAUACGCGUCGCGGCUCAGAAUUUUUGAACGUUUCGAGUCUACGGAGUUUUAAAGCCAGUUUCAGUGACUUCACUAGCCGUUAAUCAUAAACUGACACACUGUAGAGGCAUUUGGAACAAAAAAGGGGUGCUGCUCACUGAAGUGUGCUACAGGGCGCAAGUCAUUUUUGGUCCGACGCAUCCACUCAAACUUGAUCUUAACUCUUCAAUCGACUCAUCGCGCCGUACCCACUUCCAUCAUAUAUUUUUAAACGACUUUGAGUGAACUUUUUUUACAGGACACAGUCAUAGACGGUCAACCGGUCUGUGCCGGAGUCAUGAUAAACGCAAAAAUUUCUUUAAUAAUGGCCGAUGAGAACAACUUCAAGGAGCCUGAGAAGGUACUCGGAAAAAAUAACCGCUGAAAAAGCUUCUUUUCAGUUCAACCCAUCCCAUUGUGGUGUUCAUGAAAAUUUAUCGGUGAGCUAUUAUUAAUUAUUGUUUCAAAAAGCUGAUUUGCAGUAUUGA